Molecule: messenger RNA, 2148 nt
Organism: Pogona vitticeps (central bearded dragon)
Lineage: Eukaryota; Metazoa; Chordata; Lepidosauria; Squamata; Agamidae
Source: RefSeq, a predicted model, not a curated record
GAUUGUUUUCCUUUUCCCCAAGGCAGGGUUUGAAAGUGAGCAGAUCUCCACUCACUUCUCUCUGGACCAAAGGGAAUAACGUAAUUCAAAGUCCCUCUUAACAUUUCCUAGGAUUUGUGUACUGUACUGUGCGGUGUGCUGAACAGUACUGAUGGCUUCAAAGAAAACUCAGAGCAGAGGGAAGAAGAAGAUCAUCUCCAUUCAAGUGAAGAAGGACAUCAUCGAAAAGCAUGACCGUGGCAUGCGUGUGACUGAUCUGGCCUCUGAAUACAAGAUGCUAACGUCAACCAUCUCCACCAUAUUGAAGAAGAAAGAUGUCUUGAAAGACAUCGAUGUGGCAAAAGGAGUCACGAUCCUAACAAAGAAAAGGACACCCCUGAUUGAAGAGGUGGAAAAACGUUUACCAGUAUGGAUCAUUGAGAAACAGCUGAAAGGGGAAAGCAUCAGUAAAUCCAUGAUUUGUGAGAAAGCCAAGAAGCUGCACAGUGAUUUAAUGGAAAGAAACCCCUCCGGAAGUGCACCACAAGAAGAAUUCAAAGCCAGCAGAGGGUGGUUUCACAAGUUCCAAAAGAGAAGUGGCAUCCGCAGCAUUACAAAACAUGGGAAGGCUGCAAGUUCUGGCCAUGCUGCUCCAGAAGCCUUCGAACUGGACUUUGUCAAAUUCCUCAAGGAAGAAGAAUACCUCCCCCAGCAAGUCUUCAACUGUGAUGAGACAGGGCUCUUCUGGGAGAAGAUGCCCAACAGAACCUUCAUCACUCAGGACGAACAGAAGAUGCCGGGCCACAAACCCAUGAAGGAUAGAUUGACCCUUUUGCUGUGUGCCAACACCACUGACAUGAUGAGACAUGGGGAGGCUGCAAAUGCUGACUAUGCCACUGCAGAAGCCUUCAAGUUGGACUUUGUCAACUUCCUCAAGGAAGAGGAAUACCUCCCCCAGCAAGUCUUAAAUUGUGAUGAGACAGGGCUUUUCUGGAAGAAGAUGCCCAGGAGAACCUACAUCACUCAAGAGGAACAGAAAAUGCCGGGCCACAAACCCAUGAAGGACAGAUUGACCCUUUUGCUGUGUGCCAACGCCACUGGCGAUCUGAAGAUCAAGCCUCUGCUGGUGCACCACUCCCAGACUCCUCGCCCAUUCCAUCGAGAGAACGUUAACAAGGCCACACUGCCUGUCAUGUGGAGGGCCAAUGCAAGGGCUCGGAUGACAAGGCAGCUGUUUCUGGAGUGGCUCUAUGAAGUGUUUGCACCCACUGUGAAGAAAUAUCUUUCUGACAACCAGCUUCCUGAAAGGUGCCUUCUGCUGAUGGACAACACCCCGGCUCACCCCCCAUCCUUGGUGGAGGACAUUGACGAGGAUUUCAUCAGGGUCAAGUUCCUCCCCCCAAAAAUAACACCUCUUCUGCAGCCCAUGGACCAGCAAGUGAUCAGCAGCUUCAAGAAGCUCUACACGAAGGCGCUCUUCACCAGGUGUUUCAAUAUCACAGAGGAGACGUCCUUGACCCUGAAAGAGUUCUGGAGGUCACAUUUCAAUGUCCUCCACAGCGUCAGACUCAUCGACAAGGCCUGGCAAGAUGUCACAACCCAGACCUUGAACUCAGCCUGGAGGAAACUGUGGCCAGAAUGUGUCACCAACAGUGGCACUGAGGGGACUGAUGCACAGUUGGUGAGGGACAUCGUCUCCAUGGGUGAAGGCAUGGGUCUGGAUGUCAGUGAGGAGGAUGUAGAGGAGCUGAUUGAAGAACACAAAGAGGAGCUGACGACGGAAGAACUUGCAGAACUGCAAACCGAGCAGCGGAAGGCUCUUGUGGAGGAGUUUUCCACUCAGGAAGAGGCACUUCGGGUUAGCAGUGAGGAGAUAAGAUCCAUCUGCAUGAAGUGGAACGAGUGCCAGGACUUCUUUGAGAAGCACCACCCAAACAGGACUGUGACAGGCAGAGCUUUGGACAUGAUGAACGACAAAGUGGUCCGCCAUUUCAGAAAGGUUCUGCAGCACAGGGCGAAUCAGGUAACGUGGGACAGCUUUUUCACGAGAAUGGAGCCUGCGGGCAAGAGACAGCGACAGGAAACCCCUGGAGAAGAUGACCCAGAGGAGGGGAGCUCUACCUCCCCACGAUGACCAUCUCACCUUUUAAAAGGUGUUUUGUUUAAAUG